CUUCUCAGCUUCCUUCCUAUUUCAGGUGCAUUGUGGGCAGAGAAAAAUGUAACAGGAGUUGUGGGAAGAGCGAUCACAAUCGAUUGUCACUAUGAAGCAACGUACAGCUCACACACAAAGUAUUGGUGCCAUGGAUGGAGUCGUCAUUGUUCAGUUUUAGUGGAAACAAAUGAGCAUCAUGGACAGCGUGGACGAAUAUCAAUCACAGAUAACCCGGAACGGAGGAUAUUUACUGUUACAAUGAAGGAUCUUCGCUCUGAAGAUACAGGAUGGUACAGCUGUGCUAUUACAACAUCAGGUUAUGACCCAAUGUUUAACGUACAUCUGCAAGUAACUGACGUUUCAGGUGCAUUGUGGGCAGAGAAAAGUGUAACAGGAGUUGUGGGAAGAGCGAUCACAAUCGAUUGUCACUAUGAAGCAAUGUACAGCUCACACACAAAGUAUUGGUGCCAUGGAUGGAGUCGUCAUUGUUCAGUUUUAGUGGAAACAAAUGGGCAUCACGGACAGCGUGGACGAGUAUCAAUCACAGAUAACCCGGAACGGAGGAUAUUUACAGUUACAAUGGUGGAUCUUCGCUCUGAAGAUACAGGAUGGUACAGCUGUGCAAUUGCAACAUCAGGUUAUGAUCCAAUGCUUAACGUACAUCUGCAAGUAUCUGACGAACCUGUGUCCACUCCUGUGCUUCGGUAUCUGUCACCAGCAAAUGUGUCACCAAAUGUCUCACGUCUCGGGGUCUCGGUGUCAGUUUCCUCUGAGUCUCUCCAGGGAUCCCUUCCCAUUCAGUACACAUGGUAUGAACAAACCUCAUCUGAGCAUCCAAAGAUCUCAGGUACCAAUGAACUGGCUCUACAUUGUCAAUCCCUCAACCGGCAGCACCAUCAAUAUUACUGCAGUGCCUCAAAUUGGCUUGGAACAAGAUUCAGUGCAAUGGUUAAUGUGACAGUCUUCAAAAAUGGAGAGAUCUGCACUUACGUGACAGAAAUCAACAGCACCAUUUCAGGUGCUUUAUGGGCAGAAGAUAAAGUAAGAGGAGUUGUGGGAAGAGCGAUCACAAUCGAUUGUCACUAUGCACCAAUGUACCGUUCACACACAAAGUAUUUGUGCCGCAUGUGGGGUCACCAAUGCACAUCGUCAGUGAAUACAAAUGGGACAAAUGAGCAGUAUGAAAGAAUGACAAUCAGAGAUAACACAUCCCAGGGAAUAUUUACUGUUACUAUGGAGAAUCUUGUCUCUAAUGAUACAGGACUUUACAGAUGUGGAGUUACAUCUGGCAAUCAUCCAGUGUUUGAUGUGUAUUUACAAGUAUCUGAUGAACCUGUGUCUGUUCCUGUGCUUCGAUAUCUGUCACCAGCAAAUGUCUCACGUCUCGGGGGCUCAGGGUCAGUUUCCUAUGAGUCUCUCCAGGGAUCCCUUCCCAUUCAGUACACAUGGUAUGAACAAACCUCAUCUGGGCAUCCACAGAUCACAAAUACCAAUGAACUGGCUCUACAUUGUCAAUCCUUGGACCACCAGUACCAUCAAUAUUACUGCAGUGCCUCGAAUAAAUUUGGAGAAGAAAUCAGUGGAACAGUUAAAAUGACAAUCUUCAGCAAUGGAGAGAUCUGCAGUUAUGUGACAGAAAUCAAUGGCACCAUUUCAGGUGCUUUAUGGACAGAAGAUAAAGUAAGAGGAGUUGUGGGAAGAGCGACCACAAUCGAUUGUCACUAUGCACUGCAGUGUGGAAGAAUGACAAUCAGAGAUAUCACAUCUCAGGGAAUAUUUACUGUUACUAUGGAGAAUCUUGACUCUAAUGGUACAGGGCAUUACAGAUGUGGCAUUACAACAUCUGGCAAACAUCAAGUGUUUGAUGUGUAUUUACAAGUAUCUGACGCACCCUGGUGCGUGUGUGAGCUUGGAGACACCAAAGCACAACUGCCUGACAUUGCCCCAGUGGAGAGGCUCAGGAAAGCCUGGCAAGGCAGAACAUGUCCUGAAUUUGCUGCAAGCCGCAAAACAAUGUGGAUUCUGGUUCUUUUCAUCUGUUCACUGCCCGUUUCAGGUGCAUUGUGGGCAGAGAAAUAUGUAAGAGAAGUCGUCGGAAGAGCGAUCACAGUCGAUUGUCACUAUGAAGAAAAGUACCGCUCACACACAAAGUAUUGGUGCGAUGGAUGGAUUCACCAAUGUUCAGUUGUAGUGGAAACAAAUGGGCAACACAGACGGAAAGGACGAGUGUCAAUCACAGAUAACCCAGAACGGAGAAUAUUUACUGUUACUACGGAGGAUCUUCGCUCUGGAGAUACAAGGUGGUACAGCUGUGGAAUUACAACAGCAGGUGUCGAUACGAGAUCUAGUGUACAUCUACAAGUAUCUGAUGAUCCUGUGUCUGUUCCUGUGCUUCGAUAUCUGUCAUCGGCAAAUGUCUCCCGUCUCGGGGGCUCAAUGUCAGUUUCCUGUGAGUCUCUCCAGGGAUCCCUUCCCAUUCAGUACACAUGGUAUGAACAAACCUCAUCUGGGCAUCCGAAGAUCUCAGAUACCAAUAAACUGGCUCUACAUUGUCAAUCCUUCAAACAGCUGCACCAUCAAUAUUACUGUAGUGCCUCGAAUUGGAUUGGAGCGAGAUCCAGUGCAAUGGUUGAUGUGACAGUCUUCAACAACGGAGAGAUCUGCAGCUACGUGACAGAAAUCAAUGGCACUAUUUCAGGUGCAUUGUGGGCAAAGAAAUAUCAAAGAGGAGUUGUGGGAAGAGCGAUCACAAUCGAUUGUCACUAUGAAGCAAAGUACCGCUCACACACAAAGUAUUGGUGUCAUGGAUGGACUCACCAAUGUUCAGUUUUAGUGGAAACAAAUGGGCAACACAGACGGAGUGGACGAGUGUCAAUCACGGAUAACCCAGAACAGGGAAUAUUUAAUGUUACUAUGGAGAAUCUUCGCUCUGGAGAUACAGGAUGGUACAGCUGUGGAAUUACAACACCAGGUCUCGAUCCAAUGUUUCAUGUACAUCUACAAGUAUCUGAUGAACCCGUGUCUGUUCCUGUGCUUCAAGUUCUGUCACGAGCAAAUGAAUCGUGUGUCGGGGGCUCAGUGUCAGUUGACUGUGAAUCUGUUCAAGGAUCCCUUCCAAUUCAGUACUCAUGGUAUGAAAAGACCUCAUCUGUGGAAUCAAAGAUCUCUGACACCAGUAAACUGAAUCUACAUUGUCAAUCCUUCAAACACCAGCACCAUCAAUAUUACUGCAGUGCCUCAAAUACUCGUGGAGUGAAAUCCAGCGAAAUGGUCAAUGUGGCAGUGUUCAACAGCACUUGGGACUGCAGUUAUCAGCUGCAAUUCAGUCACACUGAAACUAAAUAUUCCUGUGUAAAUAAUUCUGGCCACUCCAAAAUUACAGAAAAUUCCGAAGACAAUUACGACAAAGACAAUCAAUCCCCUUCCCCUGAAAGGUUAACUAAAGUAAUUAUGCUCAGCAUCACUGGCAUUGUUCUCAUGAUGAUCUUCACCGGCCUACUUUUGUAUCUGAAGUGUAAAAACAGGGACUCCAAGUACAACACGUCUCAGAGAAAAGGCAGCAAUGAAACUCGGGAACUGGCAUCUUUGGAAGGGAGCACCAUUUACACAAAUCUGCAUCAACAUCAGAGCAAAAAGGCAGCUGCCUUGCUGGUGAACGAUGAUGGUGGGAUCAUGUAUUCAGCAGUGGAAUUUCAAAGAAAGUCGACAGUAAGGCACCCGGUAACCAAUGAGAAGAAUGCUAUCUACACUAAUGUUGAUUUUCAAAACAACUCCCCAUUGGAUGGUGGGAAAGCUCCCUCUACAGGCACUCUGCAGGACCCUAAGCAGACAAUUUAUGCCUCUGUUGCUCCUUAGGAAAACUCAUUUCCUGGACGUGUGCUGUUUAUUACUGUACCUUUGCUCUAUUGUUGUGAUGCAGGACCAUGAUAUAUAGGAACUGAAUGAGGCUAUCUGGCCCAUUGAUUGUGCUCUGACAUUCCAUCUUGGCUGAUUUAUUU
Messenger RNA from Mobula hypostoma (lesser devil ray), 3980 nucleotides. RefSeq lists its product as uncharacterized. Gene Ontology annotation, cellular component: plasma membrane. Lineage: Eukaryota; Metazoa; Chordata; Chondrichthyes; Myliobatiformes; Myliobatidae. Gene Ontology annotation, molecular function: transmembrane signaling receptor activity. The record is from RefSeq and is a predicted model, not a curated record.